UAUCCUAGGUAUCAUAGGCAAGGUUGAAGGCUUGUGAAGUUAACUCUGAUACAUUUGGACUUAUGAAGUUUGAUAUUAAUCAAUAUUCUACAUUUUGUAUGACAAACCAAAUCAAAUAUGAAGGUCUUCUUUAACAUUCUAUUCCUGGUCACAACUUUCUACUACAGCGAGGCAAAUAAAUUGUGCAAAACUGCAGCAGACUGCAGUGAAAAUGGCCAAAUUGGAAUGCCAGACAAGAUAAAGUGUAUCAAGGGGGAGUGUGACUGGGGAAAAUGCGGGUGCGAGAGGGGAUAUGUACUUCGAUACCUUGGUUCUGAAAAACUGAUGCAGUGUGUGCCAUUAAAAAAAGUAGGGGAAUCCUGUUCUACCUUUGAUGAAACUGGUACAUGUGGUGCUGCCAACUCUGAGUGCAAAGAUGGCCAAUGUACCUGUCAAUCAGGCUAUGUGAAGAUGUGGGGAGGGGAGCACUGUGGUGACCCCAACCAACUGAUGCCAUCAGAGGGGGUCACAGCAGGAGACACAUGUACUAGAGGAUUUUAUUGGAAUCGUACUUUGUCAGCUACUCCUCGAUAA
Molecule: messenger RNA, 573 nt
Organism: Lingula anatina
Lineage: Eukaryota; Metazoa; Brachiopoda; Lingulata; Lingulida; Lingulidae
Source: RefSeq, a predicted model, not a curated record